CGUGUUUAUUAUAAACGCCGCACUAUCGCUACAAUCGCAAAUUAAAUCUGUUAGUUUUCUCGAUGAGAACUUUUUACACGUGCCAUAAAAGGAAGAUUUUACAUAUCUUCGUUCGGUUUCCUUUCUCCUCCGCGUACCAAGUUCUCAGGCGCAUUCUUCGUUCCUGUCAUCAUCUGUUUCAACUGUCAUAGUCACUGCACUAACGCCAUCAACCCUUGGACGUUUUCCUUGUUUGCUUUUAGACAGUAAAUAAGAUUCGUUUGUUCGCUGCAUGAUAGACGUUAAUUCACGGACUAUGGACAUCGAACAUGAUCCAGGACUUGCCGCUGUCUUACAGUAUUUGUUACGCAGGAAUCGAGAGUAUAACGCUUUUCGUUCCAUCGUUGCAGCGGCCAACUGCACAUCAUAUCGUCGGAUCACGAUGACUCGGAUGAAGAAUAUGCUGCGAAUUCAGCGCCGCCAAGAAUCACGUCUUUGCCAAACACGUCCAGACUAGAUAAAAGUGAAAUAAGUCUUGCCACGAAACUGGCGUCUGGAUUUAUAAGCGACGUUGAUAAACGUAACUAUUCCGUUACGUCGAUGAUUCAAAGAAGAGCCUUAGGUCCCAGUUUCAGUAUGGGAGAAAGGUGCAGAAUAAGCAGUAGUUUUCUGCCAAAUACGUUGCAACAAGUUGCUAGAUACAAUGCCAAAGCAUUCUGCGGUUCCUACUCCAAGGACGGAAGAUUUUUCUUGACUGCCAGUCAAGAUAAAUUUCUGCGUCUUUAUCAGACACACGACGGACAUUUUGUAAAAUUCAAAACGAUUCCUGCGCGAGAUGUCGGUUGGAGUAUUUUAGAUACGGCGUUUAGUCCGGAUGGGAAUUAUAUUGUUUACUCGAGUUGGUCAGAAUAUUUACAUCUGUGCGCAGUGUACGGGGAAGCGGAGGUACAAGAAUCAUUACCAUUGUGUCCAGAGGAUCGAAGGUUUUGCGUAUUUUCUCUUGUAUUUUCUAGUGACGGACGAGAAAUUCUGGGUGGUGCAAACGAUGGUUAUCUGUAUGUCUACGACAGAGAAUGUCAACAACGCGCCUUCAGGAUCGAAGGUCACGACAACGACGUAAAUACAGUUGCAUUCGCUGAUAAUACUUCGCAGAUUUUGUACAGCGCCGGUGACGAUGGCCUUUGUAAGGUUUGGGAUAGGAGAACGUUGAACGAAAGCGAUCCACAUCCGGUUGGAAUGUUGGCUGGCCACAUGGAUGGCAUAACGUAUAUCGACCCGAGAGGUGACGGUCGGUAUCUGAUCACCAACAGUAAAGAUCAAACUAUCAAACUAUGGGACGUGCGUGCAUUUUCCGAUCACAAUGGUGAACUUAAUACGCGAAAAGCUGUUGCGAAUCAAACUUGGGAUUACCGGUGGCAACGAGUACCGAAACGACUUUACAAAGUAAGAAAUAUGUUGGAAGGUGAUACCAGCGUUAUGACCUAUCGCGGUCACUCUGUGCUUCAGUCUUUGAUACGAUGUCAUUUUUCUCCUUCUUCCAUUACUGGUCAAAGGUACAUAUACACGGGAUGUGCGGCUGGACGGGUAAUAAUAUACGACGUUUUAACGGGUAGAAUAGUUAGUACUUUGGUGGGACACAAAGGAUGCGUACGCGACGUUAGUUGGCAUCCGUUUCACCAGGAGAUUGUAUCUACGUCCUGGGAUGGUGCGAUUGUCCGUUGGCGAUACGCUGGAAAAGCCGCAGUUGACGAUUCCGAUUCGGAAGAGGAAAGCAACGCAGAAUCACCUCCCCGAACUUUAAGACGAAGCGAACGGAUAGCUGCUCAACGAGCGAAACAUGCUGCAACGCGUUGAGUGUUAUACUUGUCAACCGGGUAACUGGAUGUUCUCGGGAUUUCAGUCUUUUCGUUCCUACGAGGAAGGAGUUACUGCUCAGCACUUGUCGACAGGAUAUUUUUCUAUCGAUGAUUUUCACUCAUCGACGUUCAAGAGACUAACUUUCUUCUACAAGACUGAGCUUUUAUCAAACACACGCGCCUCUACGGA
Molecule: messenger RNA, 2025 nt
Organism: Colletes gigas
Lineage: Eukaryota; Metazoa; Arthropoda; Insecta; Hymenoptera; Colletidae
Product: DDB1- and CUL4-associated factor 11
Exons: 10
Coding region: 580-1833 (417 amino acids)
Biological process (GO): proteasome-mediated ubiquitin-dependent protein catabolic process
Cellular component (GO): Cul4-RING E3 ubiquitin ligase complex
Molecular function (GO): protein binding
Source: RefSeq, a predicted model, not a curated record